Molecule: messenger RNA, 1545 nt
Organism: Paraphaeosphaeria sporulosa
Lineage: Eukaryota; Fungi; Ascomycota; Dothideomycetes; Pleosporales; Didymosphaeriaceae
Product: putative Myo-inositol transporter 1
Exons: 11
Coding region: 1-1545 (514 amino acids)
Biological process (GO): transmembrane transport; carbohydrate transport
Cellular component (GO): membrane
Molecular function (GO): carbohydrate:proton symporter activity
Source: RefSeq, a predicted model, not a curated record
AUGUUCAAAGCACCGCAUUUCAAUUGGUACGGCCGCGGCUUCAAGCUGCGGGCGGCGAUUACAAUCGCCUGCCAGAUGGCCUUUGUGUUGUUCGGCUACGACCAAGGCGUCUUUGGUGGAAUUGUCGGUAAUCCCGAUUUUCUUGACACCUUCAACCACCCGGCCCCGGGCCUCGAAGGCAUCAUCGUUUCCAUAUACAACCUGGGAUGCUUUACAGGCUGCAUCUUGGCAUUCUUCUUCUGUGAGAAGACCGGCCGGCGUUUGGCCAUGUGGAUAGCCAUGGUCUGGAUCAUUGUAGGCGCCAUACUGCAGACAACUGCGUACUCCGUUCCGCAUUUGAUGAUUGCGCGGUUCAUCACGGGAAUUGGAACAGGCAUUGAGACGUCGACGGUGCCCAUGUAUCAGUCGGAGCUUUGCGAGGCAGAAAGGCGAGGAAGGCUGGUCAGUUCCGAGCCGUUGUUUGUGGGAGUGGGCAUCGAAAUUGCGUAUUGGUUUGACUACGGCAUGAGUUUCACCUCUGGCAGUAUUGCUUGGAGACUACCCAUCGCAUGUCAAAUGAUUUUUGCAGUCUUUGUGAUUAUUCUCGUUUUCGGUCUCCCGGAGUCGCCGCGCUACCUGUACAAACACGGACGAAGCGAAGAAGCACUCGCGAUAUUGUGCGAUGUAUACGAUGGUACACCUGACGAUCCAAAGAUUGCGAAGGAGAAUGGCGAGAUCCUCGAAGCGUUAAAGGUCGAGCAAGAACAUGGAGAGUACAAAUGGAGCCAGCUUCUCAAGAGAGACAAAGUGCAAACUGGACGGCGCGUCCUACUUGCCUACGGGAUGCAGUUCAUGAACCAGAUGGGCGGAAUUAAUCUGGUCGUGUACUAUAUCACAUCAGUGUUGCAGCUCAAUGUUGGGCUUGAUAGGAAUCUAUCCUUACUCCUAGGAGGCGUCAUCAACCUCAUGUUCUUCAUUGGCUCACUUUUCCCCACGUUUUUCCUAGAUCGCAUCGGCAGACGGAAGCCAAUGAUGUGGGGAUCGUUUGGCCUCGGUGUUUCCAUGAUGCUGAUAUCGAUCUUGUUGAGUUUCAAGAACCAAGGAGGUAGUGUCGCCAAGUCAACGGCGUCUGCCAGUGUCUACAUGCUCAUCUUCGGCGCAACAGCUAAUUGCAUCCCGUGGGUCUAUGUACCCGAAAUCCUACCGCUCCAUGUACGAGCCAAAGGUACUGCUGUAGGCAUCUCGGCCAACUGGAUCUGGAACUUCUUCGUCGUCAUGAUCACGCCCACUCUUCUUAACAACCUCGAGUGGAAGGGUUAUUUGAUAUUCAUGUGCCUGAACUUUGCGUUCGUGCCGCUCGUGUACUUCUGCUAUCCCGAAACGUCCAAUCUUACGCUGGAGGAAAUAGACUGGUUGUUUUACGAGGGUAACGUUGUCAAGAGGAGCAUAAGGAUCGCGAAGGACGGCUGGGAAGAAGAGGCGAUGUCGGGGUGCUCGUGGCCCUCGAUGAGAGAAUCAGAGAUGCGCCUUCUGGAGGCAUAUCGACGAGAGAAUACACCAGUGUAA